UAGAUAAAUGUGUGUUUUUACCGUCGUAUUUACAUUCGGCGAAAGCUUUAACGACUUUUAAACUAUUUUUUUUUUACGAUUUAUGAACUUUAUUUUUUCACUUGUGCUCGUAUUUGAGACGUUAACUGGCAAAGUUAUGGAAAAGUGGCUUUUCUCAACACCAGCUCAAGAGACUUAUAAGUCUCAAAGUACAGACAUUCCUGGACUCCAAUGAAUCCCUCCGAUACUAGUCGACUCUCCUGGUCCCGCUUCCCCCCGCUGACAGCUGCUUGCCAGAGUCCAGAUGAAUGCCAAAAGCUCCCUCCAGGAUCCGAUGAUUACAGGGCAGCUGAGCAAGCCGCUGCUCUCCCUGCGCAGCGACAUGAGCGCGGCAGAACUCCGGGCGGACGACAAAGCGGCCACCCCAGACAGCGAUCUGAACGACGAGCCCCUGCUGCUGCCCUCCGAGGCCACGGACAGAGAGGGCACUCCCAAUAAGCUGUACGGAGCUCGUGACGGUUCGGUCCAGUCUGACGCCAGCAGCAGUCCCUCUGAACUGAGUCAACUGGGCCAGUCCCACCCAGCAUACCCAAUGGGUCCACAGUCUCUCCUGGUGGCCCAGCAGCUGGCCAACGCAGUAGGCGGCGUAAUGUCCGGGGCCACGCCAGGCAUGAACCAGCCCAUCCUCAUCCCCUUCAACGCAGGCGGACACCUGGGCGGGCAGCAGGGCCUUGUUCUCUCUCUGCCCACAGCCAACAUCCAGAGCCUGGUGGCUGCUGCUGCUGCAGGGGGCAUCAUGACGCUCCCCCUCCAGAACCUGCAAGCUACCUCAUCACUGAACUCCCAGCUCCAACACCUGCAGCAGCUCCAACAGAUGCAGCAGCACCACCACCACCAGCAGCAGCAGCAGCAGCAACAGCAACAUCAGCAGCAACAGCAGCAACACCAUCACCAACAGACCCACUCCCACACCCAGAACCAGCUGCCAUCCCAGCAUCACAUGACUCCACCCAGCCAGCAGCAGACCUCUGUCCCGUCUCCAGGCUCUGCCUGCUCCUCUGCCUCUGGACAACUGCAGCAGUCCCCGCCACACCGGCCUAACCAGUCGCCAGCCCGCAGUCUCCCUUCGCCCGUCACCCCGCCCAUGCCUUUGCCGCUGAAUCCACUGGCCAGCCAGGUAGCAGCAGCAGCAGCCAUGGGAUCCAUCGCCGGUUCUCAGGUGUUUGGAAACACCCUGUCAAACCUGCAAGGAGCCACCGGACAGCUGGUCACCAACGCACAAGGACAGAUAAUUGGAACAAUCCCACUGAUGCCCAACUCUGCAGGGCCCUCCAGCCAAUCAGGGGGUGGCAACCCAGCACUGCAGGUACAGCCAAUUACACCUCAGCUUCUGACCAACGCUCAAGGCCAGAUCAUCGCCACGGUGAUCGGCAAUCAGAUCCUGCCUGUCAUCAACACCCAGGGAAUCACGCUGUCACCAAUCAAGCCUGGACAGCAGCAGCAGGGUCAGACAGGCCCCGCAUCGUCUCAGCCCAACCUGCUCCACAUGCCCCACAGACAGAGUCCCCUCCACCAGGCCUCUUCCUCCUCCUCCACCUCCUCCUCUUCCUCGGCUCUCAGCGUGGGGCAGCUGGUCAGCAACCCGCAGACCGCCCCCAGCGAGGUGGACGGGGUCAAUCUGGAGGAGAUUCGUGAAUUCGCCAAAGCAUUCAAGAUCCGCCGGCUGUCCCUGGGCCUGACACAGACUCAGGUGGGCCAGGCGCUCAGCGCUGCCGAGGGGCCGGCGUACAGCCAGUCUGCCAUCUGCAGACACACCAUCCUGAGAAGCCACUUUUUCCUACCACAGGAAGCCCAAGAGAACACUAUAGGUAGCAGUCUGACAGGAAAACUGAACCCUGGCCUUUUAUAUCCUGCCAGGUUUGAGAAGUUGGACAUCACCCCUAAAAGCGCCCAGAAGAUUAAGCCCGUUCUGGAGCGCUGGAUGGCCGAGGCUGAAGCCCGCCACCGAUCCGGCAUGCAGAACCUGACUGAGUUUAUCGGCAGCGAGCCUUCCAAAAAACGCAAGCGGAGGACCUCUUUCACCCCGCAGGCGCUCGAGAUCCUCAACAGCCACUUUGAGAAGAACACACACCCCUCCGGACAGGAAAUGACGGAAAUAGCCGAGAAACUGAACUACGACCGGGAGGUGGUGCGUGUCUGGUUCUGCAACAAGAGGCAAGCCUUGAAAAACACAAUAAAGCGUUUGAAACAGCCCGACCUCGGCCCGGCUGCGCCAAUGGACCCUCUCACUGAUUCUCUAGAGGAGCUCCCGAAAUGAACGAGCUCUCCUUCGACUUAAAAUAAAAUAAAAUAAGAUAAAAAAAAAAAAAAGAGGAGUGGAAAAGUGGCAGCCAUUUUAAAAACAACAAAAGGUUGGAUGAACUCGUCUCGAAAUGAGAACUGAGAAACGAUCCCGAGUCACCCUGGAAUGGACAGUCGUGAGUUUGCAAAACAAAAACUAUGUGUUGUCAGUGUGAUUACCACAGCUAUGUAAAUGACCUUGGCGAAAACCAAAAACCAUGAAAAAAGAGAUUAAUAUCUUGAGAAUUAUGUAAAAACAUACGGUGUGCUGUUUCAAAGAGUUUUAGAUUCUGGCCUUACAGACCAGACUAUCGCCCAAAUUUUGGUUCCCACGAGGAGGGAUUUAGUAAAGAGAUCAUACCAAAUCAAAAACACUAUUUACCAAAGUCUGUUGCAUCUGAGUACUAAGAAUAAUUUUGUAAUGUAAAUGUGCUCUAAAUUUUUACAUUUGUACUGGCAAAAAUCUAAAGCUAUAUGUGUGAGGUUGAGUAUACAUUUUAUCUUUGUCUUCGCUUACUUUUUCCUUCAUUGUUUGUAUGUAAAUAUCUUUAAAAAAGAACCAAAAAAAAAUGGGAAAAAAAAAACAAAAAACAAACGCUGUCUUCGAAUUGAAAUCACACCGAUAAAGUUUCUCUUUUGGACGAAGAAAAAAAAAAAAGAUAAUUUAACCUUUGCUGUUGAACAAUUGCAUAAUAAUGUCGUUUUUUGCCUCUGAUUUGUGUUUCAUCUGCAAAUAUUUUCAGUCACGGUGUAACUUUGUACAACUUUUACAGGUAUUUAUUAAUGAUCUCAUGAGAUUGUUUCAGAGGACGGACGGAGGCGGGGAGAGUACAUUAAGGGACUUUUCACAUGAUGAUGAUGAUGAUGAUGAUGAUGAGGGGUUUCAGUGUCUGUCAAAGUCUACUGCAGCUUUGUUUUGAGCUACUGUGUCGAUCUGUUGCCAAAGCCUGAUAGCCAAAGAACACAUACCUUUCAGCUCAAGGACUGGUGAAGAUUUUACCUUUUCCAUUUAUUUUGGCUUUUCCUCCUCCCCCCCCUCCUCUUUUUUCUAAAGUGUUUCACUCUGUGGGUCAAUUUUAACAACAACAACAAAAAACAAAAACAAAAAAACACACUAUCAUGUCAAACAGCUGCAACAGUGAGUCUCUUUCACGGCAAUAUAGAAAAAGAGUUUCUUUUUAAGUUUUCCUCUGCAUGCUUCAACUCAAACCACAUGACGGAGGAUUAUUAAUGAUGAUAUGACCCAAAAUUAACAUUAUUACCUGAAUAUCAGUAAAAAUAACACAUUGUUUUACACGUUAAACCCUUUAAUUAAGGCCUAAAAUCAAAUAAACGCGUGGUUGAAGCCUGUUUGUUGCCACUGACUAAACUACUGAGCUCAUUCCAGUUCAGCUGUUGUUGUGUUUUUUUAUAAACCUGAAAAGAUAAAUGUUGUUUUCUUUUAUAUUCUGCAUCCAUCAGCUCAGUGAAGGUUUACAGAUGUUACAAUCAACCAUUUUUUAAUGCGUUUGAUUGAUUUCUACUGCAGUAAAAUGCUUUAAAAGGUUCAUUUCCAGAGAUUAUCUUCAAAGAUUUCAUGUAUUUGUGGUUAUUUGUGAUGGAAAUCUACAUAGAAAUUGUUCAUUUUACAUAUUACUUUGUGAGAAAUGUCAAUAUUAUAUAAAGAAAACCCCACAAAUAUUUGGAUUUCACAAAAAAAAAACCCUCACAGGAAAAAUAAUAAAAAAAAAAGAGGUGAAUGUUGAGAAUAAGUGUCACAUGUCAGAACGAGUGAACUUAAUUUGAAGUGAGGUGAAAUUUGAUGCAAUUUAUUCAGAAUCAUGUGUCUGCUCGAUAUCUGUCCUUCCAUGUCACAUUGGUUAUCUCAGUCUUUCAGUCCCCUGUGCACUGCUGUGUUCUUCUUCACUGCCUGUAAAACACACACACACACACACACACACACACACACACACACUCGGUAAAUGUUAGAAAAACACACGAAGAAGCUUUACAUGUAUUCCUAAAUUCCUUUUGGUGCACAGAGACUUUUUUUAAUAUAAUUUUUAUGAUAUAUUCAAGUAUUUAAACUUAAUUUCCAUUCGUCUUUUUCUCUUUUUUAAUUGUAUUUUCAUCCUUUUUAAUCAGAUUUGAUGUAUUUUUUUUUUUUAUGUUACUUCCAGUAUUUAAUUCAGGCAAAUCUUUUGGCCAAGAAACUACAUGUCUGCAUCCACCCACCAGACAAACAUGUGAGAGAGAGAGUGAGAAAGCAGCAGGCUCCUGUGGAUCUGUUAUGAGGCUUAACAAUAAAGCUGUAACCAAAAACCAAAAAAAAAAAAAAAAAAAAAACUAAAUAAAUAAAAUAAAACGAAGACACAGGAAGGAGUUACGCCUUCACUCAACUUUUCAAUGCUGGACCAAAGCUCUAUAGUUAUGCACAUUGUACAGAGAAAUAGAUUCAUGAUGUUGACAAUCUUUUAAAAAAAAUCCGAGAUAGAAAAAAAAGAAAUUGAAAGAGUUAGAAAUGUACAGUAAGUUCAUCCAAGGUUUACCUCAGUACUGUUCUUGUGAGAAUCAUACUUAAACGCCAUACAAGCAGCAGCAGGUCAGAAGAGGAAAAAAAAACGAUUACUCUACACUGUGUGUGUGUGUCGGUGUUCACCUUCGAUGUGGAGGUUUUUUUAUUUAUUAUUACGUGACACAUGAUUGUUUUUGUUUCUUCGUGAAGUGGUUUUCCUGAGCCACACGUGACUCUCUGGUCAUUUUUUAUUUAUUUAUUUAUUUAAUAUUGUCGUAUUAUUUCUCAUCUUCGUCGUUGGUGUUUUCACCUCUCAGUUGUCACAGAACCUGUAGACCCUGCGUAGAGGAAAAAGGAGAUUACAGUAACGUUGCUCUUAACCCAAUUAGGAUGAUUUUAGUGAAUCAACCUUUAAAAAUGCUUUUUGUGAAAUUUUACUAACACAAACAAACUGGUUUGAUGUUUUGUUAAUAGACGAAGAACUCGAAACCAAAGCCGAAGAGCCUGCAGAGGUUGGUUUUAAUUUUUUUAUAGACUGAAAACUGUACUUAAUCUAUAGAGCAAUAUCUGUUUGGUCAGUUAAGCAGCACUUUGUGUAUUUCCAACAAAACAAAAAAAAGCUUCAAGUAUGUCACAUUGAUUUGUACCAUAAUUAGUAAUAAACAAUUGUUUGACAUGAA
Messenger RNA from Dicentrarchus labrax (European seabass), 5493 nucleotides. It is a transcript of the gene pou6f2, whose product is annotated as POU class 6 homeobox 2. The coding region runs from base 284 to 2296 and encodes 670 amino acids. The transcript is spliced from 11 exons. Gene Ontology annotation, molecular function: DNA-binding transcription factor activity, RNA polymerase II-specific; RNA polymerase II cis-regulatory region sequence-specific DNA binding. The record is from RefSeq and is a predicted model, not a curated record. Lineage: Eukaryota; Metazoa; Chordata; Actinopteri; Moronidae. Gene Ontology annotation, biological process: regulation of transcription by RNA polymerase II.